UGACGUGAUAUAGUUAAAAUGACAAUAAACUAAUAAAUUACUUACUGUCAAAAAUCUAGUAAAAAUAUUUAUUAAUUUUUUUAUAAAUGUAUAUCUAUAACAUAGAAAGAAAUCAUUGAGACGGUAACAAGAACAUGUAGAGUCUACUCUAUUAGCAGGCAUUGUUCAAAAUAUCAUCCACAAUGUUUGUUCUUAAUAGGCUCUCCAAAUAUUUGUGCAGGAAAUGUUUCACAACCCCCGUGAGGAAUUGCACAGUGUCAGUGAUAGGAGGCGCAAGCGAUAUUGGACAAACGUUAUGUAUGAUGUUGAGGGCACAACCUACCGUCUCAAAACUAAUUGUUUACGACAAAUCGGAGUCAACCAAUGGUGUCUUGAUGGAUUUGUCUCACAUACCUACGGACGCCUGCCUCAAGGGUUACAUAGGAGAAGAAACAUUAGACAGAGCACUGAAAGAAGCGGACCUGGUGCUAGCAGUGGGGGCAGUCCCAGAUGGCAGAACAAUGUCAAAAACCAAAUGUACUUCAAAAAAUAUGGAUAUGGUGAAAUCUAUCGCGUACAAAUUAUCGAAAUUGAAUACAAUGCCAAUGGUCGGUAUCAGUGCGGAUCCAUUAAAUGUUCUAGUGCCGAUGGCUUCGGAAAUAUUAAAACAGCACAGUGGGCAUGAUCCGAAAAAACUGUUCGGGAUUACGACUAUAGACUCGCUCCGAGCGCAAUCACUGUACGCGUAUUACAACCAGUGGAGCCCGCGCGAGUGUAUGGUCCCCGUGAUCGGAGGCCAUUCGCGAGACUCGACCAUCCCGCUGCUGUCGCAGGCCAAGCCGUACUGCGACUUGAACGGGAAGGCGCUGCACGAACUGGUGGCCAAGAUCCGGCGCUGCGAAGAAUCGGUUAGGGACGUGAAAAGAGGCCGCACUCCCACUCUGUCCAUGGCAUACAGCAUCCUUAUGUUUGCUCGAGGCAUCCUGGGCGCGUUAGGCGGGGGAGUGUCGAAAGUGAACGCGUUUGUUGAAAACAAUGACUUCGGCACUGGAUAUUUCGGUGGACUCGUGGCGGUGGACGAUAAAGGCGCUAUCGAAAUGCAACGGUAUUCUCAUCUAUCCCAGCUCGAGUGUCACUUGUUGGAGCGCAGCAUUGAAGCUAUCAGAAAGGAUGUAUUGAAAGGAAAAAGCGUUUUAGAACUGGCGUAAAACAUGUCUUAUCUUUUUAUGUAGUAAUUCAUUCAUGUGAAUAUACAUUUGUGAAAGAAAAGUCAUUAUUAUUUACAUCAUCCUGGUUUAUUAUACAAAACAACCAAAGAAAUAACAACCGCGGACAACUUAAUCAUAUCACAGAGAACUCUAAUUCAUUAAUCAUGAAUACUUUCAGACAAGGAAAGUUGUGGAAACUAGAGAAAUAAUAAAAUAUGCAACUACAUUGAUUACCUACUUAAUAAUACUUAAUCCUAAUAAUAUAAAAUAUAUGAGACAAUACUGAACACUUUGUUUUUGGCUAACGAAUUAAUAAAAUUGAUUUACCUAAAUGAGAAUAAUACACGUUUUUUUUAUGUGAUUUCUUUUCAAAUUAUGAAAAUAAUAAUUUGUAAAAAAAAAAUACCGUUGACAUUAUACCGUUGAUAUGAAACUUAUCAGAUUGUAUGUAUGUAUACUCCACAUUUUAAGAUAUAGUGGACGUUUCUUGUUAUAUGUAUUGGGCUACAACGUUGCUAAAGAUGUAGGUGAUCCAAAAAAAUCAAUUCUUUGUUAAAUAAUGUCAGAUCAUAUUUUGUAGGUAGGAUAAUAUCAAAGGGAGCUCUCAUCUCAUAUCCGAUGAUAUUCGGACAAAUUAUUAUAUUGGAUAUUGUAGCAAAAUCAGCGUAAUUGUCCUUAUGACCGGGUCACCGAAAGUGAUCCGAACGAAAAGGACGAAAGGUUUAUUUAUUCUAAGUUAUGUAAAAUAAAGAUAAUUAUAAUUACAUACUUUUACUUCAAAAUAAACAACGAAUAGACUUUCUGGGAAAUUGAUUAAAAAAUAUUAAGACUUGCAAAUAAAAAAAAAAACAAUUUUCUACCUCUAUAAAGUGUAUACUCAAUAAUUCAAUAUUGUAUUGUGAAGUUUACACGGUGUAUUUUAAACAGCCAAAAUUUGUUUACAAACUAUGUUUGCAGCAGGAAUGACGAAAUAGAACGUAUUUAAAAAAAUACAGAUUUUUCCAGUAAAAUUUACCGGUCAGUUGAUCAGGAAUAUCGUUUUUUUACUGCCUACAUAUAUAUAUUUUAAAUCCAUGUGCCUAUUCCAUCUUAGUAUCCUCAGUACGAGUAUGUGAAAUUUUGACUGG
Messenger RNA from Plodia interpunctella (Indianmeal moth), 2314 nucleotides. RefSeq names its product malate dehydrogenase-like. Gene Ontology annotation, cellular component: cytoplasm. Gene Ontology annotation, biological process: carboxylic acid metabolic process. The transcript has a single exon. Bases 183 to 1187 code for a protein of 334 amino acids. NCBI's taxonomy places the organism in Eukaryota, Metazoa, Arthropoda, Insecta, Lepidoptera, Pyralidae. The record is from RefSeq and is a predicted model, not a curated record. Gene Ontology annotation, molecular function: L-malate dehydrogenase (NAD+) activity.